Talaromyces marneffei is the source of this 786-nucleotide messenger RNA. RefSeq lists its product as uncharacterized. Lineage: Eukaryota; Fungi; Ascomycota; Eurotiomycetes; Eurotiales; Trichocomaceae. The transcript has 4 exons. Gene Ontology annotation, molecular function: oxidoreductase activity. The record is from RefSeq and is a predicted model, not a curated record. The coding region runs from base 1 to 786 and encodes 261 amino acids.
AUGGCUUUUCCCUAUCGUCAUUUUUUGGUCAUCGGUGCAACUGCGGGCAUUGGCCAAGCGCUGUCGUCGCGUCUGAUAAAAUCAGGAGCCAAGGUAACAGUGGUAGGACGACGGAAAGAGCGUCUGGAUGAAUUUGUUCGAGUGAAUGGCGAGCAGAGUGUUCGUGGGUUACAGUUCGAUAUUAGCAAUCUCGAUGACAUUCCUGAAUUUGUGGCCCAGACGAUGAAGCAACCCACGGACAUCGACAGUAUUAUCUUCAAUGCUGGAAUUCAGACGCCCAUGGAUCUAGCCGAUCCGGAAAAAUUCGAUCUUACCAGAUUCCAUGAAGAAAUGAAGGUGAACUUCUCCAGCUUCGUAGCUCUGGCUCACGCUUUCUUGCCCUAUCUUCUGCAGAACCCUAGCCCCACCAGUUUCAUCUUCACUGGUUCUAACUUGGCCAUUGUUCCCGCGGCGACGCUGCCCGCCUAUUCGGCUUCAAAGGCUGCUCUGAACGUCUUCACUCUCUGUCUUCGUGAGCAGCUUCGGCACAGCAACAUUAAAGUGUUGGAGAUUUCCCCGCCUCCGGUGCAGACCGAGCUUCACGACUACAUGGGUUUGGAGACGGGUCGAAAUCUUGGUAUGCCACUGGAUGUGUUCACCGAACAGGCCUACAAGGGAUUGGCUGAAGGAAAGGAUCAAAUUGUAAUCGGCAGCAUCGGGCCGAGUGAAACGUUCAACGAUAUUAUUGACAAACGUCGCACUGCAUUCGCCAACCUAUCUAAAAUGAUGCGCGGAGGGAAGCCAUAG